This is a messenger RNA of Carlito syrichta (Philippine tarsier), 585 nucleotides long. RefSeq names its product chromosome unknown C1orf158 homolog (gene CFAP107). Bases 1 to 585 code for a protein of 194 amino acids. The record is from RefSeq and is a predicted model, not a curated record. The transcript has 4 exons. Lineage: Eukaryota; Metazoa; Chordata; Mammalia; Primates; Tarsiidae.
AUGUUUUCAACUGCAAUAAAUCCACAGUCAUUGUCUACUCCAAGCUGGCAGAUUGAGACCAAGUAUUCAACCAGAGUGCUCACUGGAAAUUGGAUGGAAGAGAGGAGGAAGUUCACCAGAGCCUCUGAGAAGACACCCCAGUCCAUUUACAGAAAAGAAUACAUCCCUUUUCCAGGUCACAGGCCAGACCAGAUCUCCAGGUGGUAUGGGAAGAGGAAAGUUGAGGGGCUUCUGUACAAACACCUGAUCACUCACCACCAGGAGCCCCCGCAUCGCUACCUGAUUAGUACCUAUGACGACCAUUACAACCGGCAUAAUUACAACCCAGGACUGCCUCCACUCCGCUCCUGGAAUGGACAGAAGUUGCUGUGGCUGCCAGAGAAGGCCGACUUCCCCCUUCUCGCUCCCCCUACAAACUAUGGACUCUAUGAGCAGCUGAAGCAGAGAUGGCUGGUGCCCGAGGCUCGUGUGAAGGAGAGCAUCUAUGCGUCAUCCUACCCUAGACCGCCAUUGUGUGCUAUGUCUCGGCGGGAGCAUGCCAUCCCAGUCCCUCCACAUCGUUUGCACCCUGUCCCAAGCUUCUGA